UUGCAGGAGAUGAAUCAACCAGUCAGGUAUGCAUCAUGUAGUGAAACCGGUCUUGAUGGCCCUGAUCAGGUACUACCUACGGACGCAGAUAUCACGUAUAAUGCCGAUGGCAGAGUACGAAUAAAAUUAGAUAGCAACAGAUUCAAUUCACACAUACCCGUAUCAAUCCCUGGAGUUUUGACUAGAACAGCAAAGCUUCACCCUGAUCACAUAGCGUUGGUAUCUAGACCUGAUAUCAAUGGCAAAAGAACCACGUAUACUUUCCAAGAAUACGAGUCCACUGUAAGAAUCAUUGCAAAAGCGUUUUUGAAGUUGGGUUUGAAGCGACAUUACAGUGUCUGUAUAUUAGGAUUUAAUAGUCCGGAAUGGAUAAUUGCCAAACUCGCAACUAUAUACGCUGGUGGGAUCGCUGCAGGGAUUUAUGCCUCAAAUUCACCGGAGACAUGCCAAUAUUGCGCUGAACAUAGUCGGGCAAAUAUAAUAGUUGUUGAAGAUGAGAAACAAUUGCAAAAAAUAUUACAAAUAAAACACAAUUUACCUCAUUUGAAGGCAAUCGUUCAAUAUAACGGCAUACCAACCGAAAAGGAUGUUUUGAGCUGGGACAAUUUAUUAGACAUAGGUAAAAAAGAAUCAGAGGAUAAAUUACUAUCUGUGUUAAAGACGAUAGGAAUAAAUGAAUGUUGCAUUUUGGUUUAUACGUCGGGAACAGUCGGAAAGCCAAAAGCUGUAAUGCUAAAUCAUGAUAAUAUAUUGUUCAACGUACGCGCAUUGUUACCAGUGCUACGUAUGAAAGAAAAAUCAGAAGUUACAGUUAGCUAUUUGCCACUAUCUCAUGUUGCAGGACAGAUAGUUGACAUCAUAAUAAACAUAAUGUUAGCGACCACAGUAUAUUUUGCGGACCCAAAUGCAUUAAAGGGUACAUUAAUAAAUACGUUACUUAUAGCGCAACCGACUAUCUUGCUAGGAGUUCCCAGAGUAUGGGAAAAGAUAUAUGAAAAGAUGCAAGAAAAAGCGCGCAGUAACGGUGUAAUUAAAACCUGGAUUGCUAAAUGGGCAAAAGCACAAGGUCUUCAUUAUUACACGAAUAAAAUGAAUGGCAUAAAUUACAAACAUUGGGGCUACGUCUUUGCAAAAUGGCUUGUUUUCGACAAAGUCAAGGCAGCAUUGGGUUUAAAUAAGUGCCAUAUCUUCGCUACCGCAGCAGCACCCAUAAAUAUCGAUAUUAAAAAGUAUUUCUUGAGUUUAGAUAUACCUUUAAUAGAGUUGUAUGGACUGUCUGAAAGUAGUGGACCUCAUACAUGUAUCGACUUUAAAAAAUAUAGCAUGGAUGGUGUAGGAAAACCUUUACCUGGGUUAUAUACAAAGCUAGACAAUAUAAAUGAACAUGGCGAGGGAGAGAUUUGUAUAAGUGGACGACAUGUAUUUAUGGGUUAUUUAAAUGCACCGGAGCAAACAAAAGAAACCAAAGAUAAAGAUGGCUGGUUCCAUAGUGGUGAUCUUGGUAAAUUUGAUUCAAACGGGAAUUUAUCUAUUACUGGUAGAAUAAAAGAACUGAUAAUCACAAGUGGAGGGGAAAACGUGACAUCGUACAACAUAGAGCAAGCGGUAUUGUCGGAAUUACCAUAUUUAAGUAAUGCCAUGGUAAUAGGAGAUAAAAGGAAAUAUUUAACAAUCCUUGUCACGCUUAAGAGUAAUAUGAAUGAAGAAACUGGUGCGCCGUUAGAUACGCUAGCACUAGAUGUAUUAAAAUGGGCACAGUCUAUUGGUAGCAAUGUCAAAACGGUUACAGAACUCAUAAACUCUCGUGAUGCAGCUAUAUAUGAAGAAAUCGACAAGGCAAUUAAGAGAGCGAAUAUGCAAGCUAUAAGUAAUGCUCAAAAAGUACAGAAAUUCGAAAUUCUUCCUCAUGACUUUUCGAUUCCAACUGGUGAAUUGGGGCCCACGUUAAAGCUUAGAAAGAACAUAGUUCAGAAGAUGUAUGCUGAUUUAAUAGAUAAAAUGUAUGAAUAAAGUUCUCCACUACU
This is a messenger RNA of Cyphomyrmex costatus, 2024 nucleotides long. RefSeq names its product long-chain-fatty-acid--CoA ligase ACSBG2. The coding region runs from base 10 to 2010 and encodes 666 amino acids. The record is from RefSeq and is a predicted model, not a curated record. Gene Ontology annotation, cellular component: endoplasmic reticulum; membrane. Gene Ontology annotation, molecular function: long-chain fatty acid-CoA ligase activity. The transcript has 11 exons. Lineage: Eukaryota; Metazoa; Arthropoda; Insecta; Hymenoptera; Formicidae.